Dovyalis caffra is the source of this 600-nucleotide messenger RNA. The record is from the annotation of a GenBank genome assembly. Lineage: Eukaryota; Viridiplantae; Streptophyta; Magnoliopsida; Malpighiales; Salicaceae.
AUGGAAGGUCUGACAGAGAGAGAAAGAGAGGUGGUACUUGGGAUUCGUGAAAAGAAAGUGAAAGAAAAAUCUAAGGUUAAAAGGGAGGGUUUUGAUUGGUGGAAUGAAGGGAGAAGAAGCCAUGGGAUCCCUAUCGCAAGCACCGUGGAGACCGAUCUGAAACGACCAAGUCGUUUCUUUCUCUGCAAUAGGACCAGGUGGCUAGUCACUCGGCUUGUCUGUUCAGCCCGUCAAUUUAUUGGUCAGCCAAUUCACGAGAAUCAAGACCGUUCGUGUAAAGAAUAUAAAUCCCAUGCCACCUUUACAAUCAAACCACAUAAGAAACUGAUUCCAAAACGAAACAUAGCUCCCUCACUCGAUUACGUCAGCAAUGACACGGAUAGGGUCCCACCUGGGAUGGUGCCUUGUGGGUCCCACAGGGUUCGCAAAUUCAUCGAGAAGCCCAAUCAAGUCUCCAACGAUAUGAAGAAUGGUACACGAAGAUGGAUCCUGAGGACAGAAGAAGAAGAAAAGCAGAGAGAUACAAACACGCCGGAUCAAAGCCUUGGACGGUUGGACCUAAGAGAUAGAACCCAGCCCAACUCAAUCCAACACAACUAA